Molecule: messenger RNA, 1110 nt
Organism: Pediculus humanus corporis (human body louse)
Lineage: Eukaryota; Metazoa; Arthropoda; Insecta; Psocodea; Pediculidae
Exons: 2
Coding region: 1-1110 (369 amino acids)
Source: RefSeq, a predicted model, not a curated record
AUGCAUUUAAAUUACAUUGUUUUACUUUUAUUUAGUUUUUUUUCACUUUCAUUAUCAACGUAUAAAUCAGAAAUAGGAAUAUUUGAAAGAGUAUUGAAUGAAGAAACAUGCUCAAGAAAUUUGUUGACCGUUUUAAAUAGCAAAAUAAUUGAAUUUGCUACUAAUUGUAAUAAUUCUAAAUCAAAUAUUUACGUGAAAACUAAUGAAGAAUAUGUGUUAAAAGAUGCAUGCUUGUUAGCUAACAACAUGCUUUAUGAAUUAUGUCAAAGAAAUGACAUUAAAUUUGAUUUAUUACCUUUAAAUGUUGAUAAAAUAUGCCCAAUUAAUUUUUUCAAUAUUAGUUCAUCAGGACAAAAUAAAUUUUUAAAAUUAAAAGAAUUACUUUCAAAUGAAACUUAUUGUUCAAGGAUUUGUUACGAUUUAGACUUAAUUCAAGGACAAUGCUUCUCUUUAGCUAAAAUAAAUGAUUUAUACUUGAUGCUUAACAAAAAAACAACAACAACAACAACACAAAGCAACAAGGAAACUGAUGAUAUAAUUAUUAAUACAGAUUUAAAUGAGAAUCCUCAAGAAAGUACUAAUAAAGUUAACAAUGUAAACACUGAAAAAUUGCAAAAUAAAACUACAACCAUUUCAGGAACAAAUUAUGAGAAAAUAAAUAAUACUUUACAGUCACAAAGUGGUUUAAAUGAGGAUCAAACACUUAAAAUUGGCGAUUCUAUACAGACUCCAUCAUCAUCAUCUUCAUUAUUAUUAUUAGAAAAUAAAAAUUAUCCAAAGACAAUAGAAACAUUACCUCAAGAUAAUUCACCAUUGAAUAAUCAAAAUCAAGAAAGUGAUAAUACAUAUGAAAAAAAAACAACUUUUAUUCCUGCUAGAGUAUAUAAUAAAGCACAGUUUCGUGAUAAUGAAGAUUUUGACAAUUCUAAUAUUAAUAUUGACACAUAUUCUAAAGAAAGAUUUUUUCAAGCAUUUGCAUUAGAAGGAAAAAGCAAUAGGAGAAACAGAAGGAGACCAAAUACUAAUAGUUAUAAAAAACUUGAAAGCAGUUUAGAAGAAGCAAUAGUUUCAAAUGCACCCCAUGGAAGUGAAACAAAUAUAGUUUACUGA